Molecule: messenger RNA, 813 nt
Organism: Mercenaria mercenaria
Lineage: Eukaryota; Metazoa; Mollusca; Bivalvia; Venerida; Veneridae
Product: diphosphomevalonate decarboxylase-like
Exons: 3
Coding region: 83-487 (134 amino acids)
Biological process (GO): isopentenyl diphosphate biosynthetic process, mevalonate pathway
Cellular component (GO): cytosol
Molecular function (GO): diphosphomevalonate decarboxylase activity
Source: RefSeq, a predicted model, not a curated record
UCUGACUUAUACAUAUUUUAUAUAUCAGGAAAGCAACCAAUUGCAUGCUGUAUGCCUCGAUACAUAUCCUCCUAUCUCCUACAUGACAGAUGUGUCCAGACAGAUUAUCUCACUCAUACAUUCAUUCAACAGUUAUCAUCACCAGAAUAAGGUUGCAUAUACUUUUGAUGCUGGCCCAAAUGCUUGUCUUUACCUUUUGGAAGAAGAUGUUGAAAUGGUUACAGCUGUCAUAAAACAUUUUUUCCCCCCAGCAGAUAGCAGUGAACAGUUUGUGACUGGUAUACCAGUUGUUACCGAGACAAUUGAUAAGGACUUUAUUUCUUCAGUGGCUCUGCCAGUACAACAGGGUGCAAUAAAAUAUAUGAUUCACACUGUACCAGGACCUGGUCCACAACUCUGUACAGACGGGAACGACUGUUUGCUUAAUGAAGAAGGUUUCCCAAAACAUUUGGUCUCAGAGAAGAGGAAAAUUGACUGUGUAUCAUGAGGUCCAGUAUUGUUUUAUCUGGUGCUAUCAGCCUCUGGUUAUACAGCGAAAGUGUGUAACAAGUAAGGUUAAAACAGUAUAUAAACACUGCAUGGAAUAUUUUUGCAGGUGUUACGUUUGAAAACACAGCAAAUGUGUCAGUGGAAAGUGAUACUAUCAGUAAAGGUCUUUAAAGUGAAUUGGUCUCUCAUCAAUAGCGGUUUCUAGCACAGUGUUCACUGUAGUGCAGGUUUAUGACAGAAUAUAAUUAUUCUAUUUACUAGUUUUAAUAUAUGAUAAUUUAUUUACAUACUGCCAAAAAUAGAAGCGCUAUAAUACUUUUUAUA